AUGGUAUAUUUGUGUGUUAUUAUAACCUGCCUGAAAUGCUGCUGUAAUGCUCUACAGAUAACGCCUCACUCCAAAAAGGACGGAGGACAAGAGGCCAGUAUCCAUUCAUUAACCGAUGACUGGCAUAUCCGUUGGUUCUCGCUGCUCACAGAAGAGCCAGACUUGCAGGGCAUGCCUACUCUCUAUCCGGAACUCUUCCCCACUGAGAAGCACGGCAACCACACUGGCCGGCAACGGGGAGAACUGGGGUCGUAG
Protopolystoma xenopodis is the source of this 255-nucleotide messenger RNA. The record is from the annotation of a GenBank genome assembly. Lineage: Eukaryota; Metazoa; Platyhelminthes; Monogenea; Polystomatidea; Polystomatidae.